Molecule: messenger RNA, 816 nt
Organism: Mangifera indica (mango)
Lineage: Eukaryota; Viridiplantae; Streptophyta; Magnoliopsida; Sapindales; Anacardiaceae
Exons: 4
Coding region: 136-717 (193 amino acids)
Source: RefSeq, a predicted model, not a curated record
AACGUAGCUCAGAAGAAUAAAGUUUUCUUUUGAGGUGGGUGAAUCGGGCAUGGCUUGCUCUCACCAUUUAGCUUGAUUCUUUUAUUCAAAGCAAGACAUGAAAACUUCUUGACUGCUUAACUUCCUUCCUAAGAAAUGAACGAUACUCCAGCAUACAUAUCUUUCAUUUUUCGGAAAAUUAACCAUCAUAUCUGUUCUUCAUAUACUUCACUUCCUGCAGAGAAGAAAACAAAUAUGGGUCAAGCCUUACAGACAUUCGCAUCUGGAAGUCACGAAAAGAAGAUUAAAGAGAUUGGCCCUCUAAUAGAACAAUGCUACGGCGAGUUUAUAGCAAAAACAGAAAUUGAGAAGAUGACUUUAGCUGAAUUCUACCAAGCAGUUUGCCAAACCUUCGAAGAACUCAAUAAGAAACUUGGUAGCACCCAGUUUCGCGUACCAAAAACUGAGACCCUCAGGGAAGCCUAUGAUAAGCACCACCAACUCAAAGGAAAAGCAUUGACGAAAGAGGAGUUUCAGAGGAUUCUUCAAGAUGUUAUUUUCGCCACCGGAUUUACGGGUUUUGGAGCAAAGGACAUAAUCUUCUACAUCUUUGGAGUUCCAGCUACGGCGCUUCUGCUAAAGCAACGGAUUGCGCCAAGAGCAGUUCCCAACGACGUAUUUAUCCCCGCCGUCACCUCUGCCACUGUCUUCGUUCUUGCUAAACUUAACAAGAUUUAAGAUAAUAAAUUGUACAUUUGCUAUUUCCCUCCAUCCAGUUUGUCGAAUAUUGUCAUUCAUGAACAUUUCUCUAAUAUCAUCGUACAUUUUUAUUCUUUA